Lucilia cuprina (Australian sheep blowfly) is the source of this 3990-nucleotide messenger RNA. It is a transcript of the gene Drak, whose product is annotated as death-associated protein kinase related. The record is from RefSeq and is a predicted model, not a curated record. Gene Ontology annotation, biological process: intracellular signal transduction; positive regulation of apoptotic process; protein phosphorylation. NCBI's taxonomy places the organism in Eukaryota, Metazoa, Arthropoda, Insecta, Diptera, Calliphoridae. Bases 380 to 3112 code for a protein of 910 amino acids. The transcript has 6 exons. Gene Ontology annotation, molecular function: protein serine/threonine kinase activity; ATP binding. Gene Ontology annotation, cellular component: nucleus.
GUACUCUUGCCUUGUUGCUUUGUUUGAAAACGUCAGUCAAUUUUAAAAAGUCGAGUAGUGAAGUUUUGCAGACGCGUAUGUUGUUGUUUUUUUUUUGAAAUAUCCCAAAUGAGUUUUCUUCAAGCUCUGUGUGUUUUUUGAGUAGUGAUUCUAUGUGUUUUAAAUUGUUUAAAGAAAAAAUAAAGCGAAAAAAAGUGUUAAAAAAGUCAAUUCUCUUAAGCAAAAGUUAAAAAAAAAAAUUAAAAAAAAACCUUAACUCCCCUUAAAGGAUUAAAGCGAAAUCAAAGAAAUAACAAAAUCCCGAAAAAAAAAGAAUUCCCUCCCUUUUUUGUUAAGCAAAAAGAAAAUUAAAGAAAAACGAAAAAACAACAAAACGAACAUGUUUGCUGAAGGUAUUUUUCCAAUUGGAGACGGUUUGCUGGACAUCGAUGAGGAACGUCUUAAGGGUCUACUCGUUCCUCAUGAUAUCAACGAAAUUUAUGAAGUUGAACAAACACCAUUUGCCAGAGGCAAAUUUGCUGCUGUACGCCGUGCUAUACACAAAAAUUCGGGUACACAUUUUGCAGCAAAAUUUCUAAAACGUCGCCGUCGAGCUCAGUCGUCGGAUAAAGAGAUUAAACAUGAAAUUGCCGUUUUGAUGUUGUGUAAUGAAGCUGAUAAUAUUGUUAAAUUGAAUGCUGUGCAUGAAUCACGUUCAGAUACAGCGCUAUUAUUGGAAUUAGCGACUGGUGGUGAAUUACAAACAUUUUUGGAUAAUGAAGAAUGUCUUACAGAGGCCCAGGCCCGCAUUUGUAUGCGUGAAGUACUUAAAGCACUACAAUUUCUACACAAACGUUCUAUAGUUCAUUUAGAUUUAAAACCACAAAAUAUUUUAUUGGCCGGUGAACAUAUAGAAGAUGGUUUAAAAUUAUGUGAUUUUGGUAUAUCACGCGUGGUAGCCGAGGGUACCAAUGUACGUGAAAUCGUUGGUACUCCCGACUAUGUUGCACCCGAAGUUUUACAAUAUGAACCCUUGUCAUUGUGUACGGAUAUUUGGUCGGUUGGUGUUUUGGCUUAUGUUUUACUAUCGGGUUUCUCGCCAUUCGGUGGGGAAACAAAACAGGAAACCUUCCUUAAUAUAUCACAAUGUGCAUUAACAUUUCCGGAUAAAUUAUUUGGAGGCGUCUCAUCGGCAGCCAUUGAUUUUAUACGUAAAGCAUUGCGAAUAAAGCCAAAUGAUCGCAUGACUGCUGCAGGAUGUCUCGAACACAUUUGGCUUAAAGACGAAUGUAACAUCGAUAGACAUAUUUUUAAUGCGAUAAACAAUAUGCAACAAUUGGAACAUGAUGACGAUGAUGAUAAUGAAGAAGAAGAUGAGGUGGUGGAUGAAGAACAACAAGAAGAAGAGGUAGAUGAAGAGCAAGUUGAUAAUGUUGAACAUGAACAGGAAGUACAGGAAGAAGCUGUUGAAGAGGUACAGUUAGUAAAAGAUAAUAAACCUCAAGCUAUUAGUGUAGACAAUUCGGAAGAGGAAGAUAAUAUUCCUGCUAACAAUACAUAUGAUAAAUCGGCUUUAAAUAAAACAACAAACAGUCACACUAAUGGUCAGAUCAAUGGUCAUCACUCAUCAGCUCAUACAAAUGGUUUUACUAAUGGUUUUACCAAUGGUUAUGCAAAUGGUCAUUCGAGUGCUCUAACUAAUGGUCAUACGAAUGGCUAUCUAAAUGGUCAUUCUAAUGGUCAUGUUACCGUUUUGAGUAAGGGCCACUCGGCUAAUAGUUUUACUAAAUUACGUGAUGAUUACCAUGAUAAAACCAUUAAGCUUUCGGGAGUUAAAUCAACAUCGAAUGCUACGACAACAAAAACCACGGCUAUACACAAUGUACCAGCUACAAAAGCCAUUACCAUACCAUUGUGCAGUGUACAACCAACCUCAUCUUUGCAACAAACAUCACCUCAGGAACAACAAUUAUUACACAUACCGGCCAGACGUCAUUCAUCUGAAUCCAAUAAAGAAAAUACCUUUCUAACCACCAAGAAAAUAUCAGCCAACAAUUGUAAUGGCUCCAGUGCUGGCAAUUUAAAGAAAACAUCUUCAUCUUCCUCCACCAACACAAACACAGUCACACAAUCGGCUACCGCCACUAUACAUAUAACACCAGCAGCUACCCUUAAUACUGGCAAUAUAGUGGCCACCAUUACAUUACCCACGGCUACAAAUGGGAGUGUUAUCAAUGAUAAGGUAUCAUCAGUUAAUAGCAACAAUCAUCAUUCUUUAUUCCCAGAUGCUCCUACUACGCCCAAAGUUAUACGCAAGGCACCAACUACUGAUGCAUCACCCACCUCAGUUAAGGCUUUAGUUAAGAAAUUUCAACUUGAAGGCGGCGAACAACCCAUAACACCACCAGAAUUUGCCACCAAUGGCAGUAAGUUGCAACAUCACCAUCAAUUAAAAUAUACUGCUCAAAGCAAUGGCAGCAGACCCUCACUAUCCCCACCCAGUUUAGCACAUUCUUCGGCCAUUACCAUUGCAAAUUCCUCAAGAAGAGCUUCAGAACCCAUCACUGCUAUACACAGCAGUAAGAAAUUAAGUACGACUUCCUCAUCGGCACCCGUUAGCCUACCAGCUUCAGCAGCUGCUCAUAAUUAUAAAACAACAUGCGUUUAUUGUGUUUCCUGUACAAAUUCCUCAACAAAUGGAUGCAGGCAUCCCAAUUCCUCAAUAACAACAAACAACAUUACCACCUCCUUAGCUGCCAACGCACAAACAACAACAACAGCAGUAGUAGCAGCAGCAACAAAAACUUCUUGUUCCAGUACACCUCUAAGCAGUAAUAGCACAAAAUCCUUAAUCAAUAACAGCAGCAGCAAUGGCAGUCUUACCUCUAGCAGUAGUAAUGCUAAUGCUUCCACCUCUUCUUCAACCACAGCUUUAUUAUUUGGUCAGCAGCAGCAGCAGCAUACUCAGCAUUUGUUAAAUUCCCACCAACAUUCACAUCAUUCACAUCAUCAUCCUCAUCAUCACCAACAUCAUCAUCAUCAUCACCAUCACUUACAUCAUCAUAAUGGUGUGGUUAAGAGUGCUGCCGCUUCAGCAAAUGGUUUAAGUUUAGAUCAGGGUAUUAUUUGUUAGCUAAGGGCCUCUAGGGCGCGAAGGAAUGCCAAAAGUUUCUUUCAUCGUUUCUUAUGUUGUAUGUAGUAUAGGGUGAAAAAUUCUAAAAAUAUUAAUAGUAAUCAUAAUAACAAUAAUCGUAAUCAUAAUAAUAUUAAUAUUAAUAAUAAUAAACAUAGUACGAAUAGUUAUUUAACAAAAAACAAAAAGUAUUUCAAUUACUUUUUAUGUUGUUCAGAUGCUGGUGUACCAUAUGAAGAAUUUGUUUAAAAUGGAGGAAAAACAUUUAUUUACAAAAAAAAAUAUAUUAACUUUUCCAUGUGUAUGUGUUAGUUAAUAAACCCUUAUUAAGUAGCUUUAGAGAAAAAAUUAAACUUUUGUCAUUUCUGUUAACUUAAGGCCUUAUCAAAAUCUUUGUUUGUUUAGCAUUUGUCUAAUUUAGCAGAAAUGACAAAAAGUUUUAUACAAAAUUUAUAAAUUUUAAACUUUUGAUAUGAAAGAAAUUGCCCAUUUGUAUGAAAAAACUAUAACUUUUUAAUUAUUAAGCUUUAUGUAAGGUAAUCACAGUUUUUUACAUUCGCUGUGUAAACAAAUUGUGUAUACUAAAGCUUUUUAAGCUUUAAAUCCAUGUGAAUGAAUAUAUUUUCUAAAAUUCUAAAAAUUUUAAGAAAAUUAUAAAGUUUUGUUUUGAAAUUCUUUAAUUAUCUAAAACUAAGGCAUUAAAAAAGCUUUCUUUAGCUAUUAAGUACUUUUAUUUAUUUCAUUAAUGUCUUAAAGCUUUAUAGUGUAAAAAAAGCAAGAAAUUGUAAAGCUAAAACUUGCUUUAAAAUCAACAAAAUUUAAACAAAAUUAAAGCUCUUUCAAAUAUUUACUAUAAUAUUCUUUAAGCUUUAAAAAAC